Messenger RNA from Morus notabilis, 1675 nucleotides. RefSeq names its product protein ALP1-like. NCBI's taxonomy places the organism in Eukaryota, Viridiplantae, Streptophyta, Magnoliopsida, Rosales, Moraceae. The record is from RefSeq and is a predicted model, not a curated record. The coding region runs from base 169 to 1542 and encodes 457 amino acids. The transcript has a single exon.
UAUCAAAUUUUCUCUUUUGGACCCUCCAGACGACCCAUCCUCUCCUCCGCCGGCUUCCUCCAUCGCAUAAAAAAUCCUAAUUUCCUUCCUAUCAGAGUUUCACCAGAUUCGAAUCAAAAUCCAACAACAGAAAAACAGAAGUUGUAGAAAUUUCGGAAGAAGAAGAAGAUGGAUCAAACCUUCUUACUGAUGCUCUCGAACCUUCUCCACCUCCAAAACUCCCUCGACCCAACCACCUCCCUCCUCUCCGACACAUCCUCCUCCUCCUCCGCCGCCUCCGCCGCCACCGCCUCCUCCGCCUCCGCCUCCUCCCCCUCUUCCCUCCUCACCUCCUCCUCCUCCGCCGCCCCUCUCCUCUUCUUCACCAUCGCCUCCGUCCUCUCCUACAUCGCCUCCUCCUCCAAACCCUCUUCCUCCAAAUCCGCCGCCACCAAAUCCUCAUCCAAAUCCUCCGCAGCCGCCGCCGUUGACUACUCCGUCUCCGCCUUCCGCGCCCUCUCCACCGAGCACAUCUGGUCCCUCGAAGCCCCUCUCCGCGACGCCCAAUGGCGGUCCCUCUACGGCCUCUCCUACCCCGUCUUCACCACCGUCGUCGACAAGCUCAAGCCCCACAUCGCCCUCUCCAACCUCUCUCUCCCCUCCGACUACGCCGUCGCCAUGGUCCUCUCCCGCCUCUCCCAUGGCCUCUCCGCCAAAACCCUAGCCUCCCGCUACUCCCUCGAGCCCUACCUCGUCUCCAAGAUCACCAACAUGGUCACUCGCCUCUUGGCAACCAAACUCUACUCCGAGUUCAUCAAGAUACCCGUCGGCCGCCGCCGCCUUCUCGAGACGACUCAGGCGUUUGAAGAGCUUACUUCUCUUCCCAACAUGUGUGGCGCCAUUGAUGGAAGUCCGAUCAACCUCCACAAGUUUCCAAACGACGUCAAAAUGCCCGCCAAUUAUAAGUGUCGAUAUGGGUUCAAUUCGGUUCUCCUUCAGGUUGUGGCGGACCAGAAGAAGAUCUUCUGGGAUGUUUGCGUUAAGGCCCCCGGCGGGACUGACGACGCUGCGCAUUUCCGGGACAGUAUUCUUUACAACCGGCUUGUCUCCGGCGACGUCGUUUGGGACAAGGUGAUCAACGUGAGGGGCAAUCCAGUGAGGCCGUACAUUGUUGGUGAUUGGUGUUAUCCCUUGAUACCGUUCCUGAUGACGCCAUUUUCUGCGGACGGGGGCGGGACGCCCGCGCAGAACCUGUUCGAUGGAAUGCUUAUGAAGGGGAGGUCCGUCGUGGUUGAUGCCAUCAGGCUGCUGAAAGGGAGGUGGAGGAUUCUCCAGAACUUGAAUGUGGGCCUCAAUCACGCACCGCAGACUAUAGUAGCGUGCUGCGUCUUGCACAAUCUGUGUCAGAUUGCAAAGGAGCCUGAGCCGGAGGUGUGGAAGGAGCCCGAGGAGCGCGGGAGUGUGCCGCGGUUGUCAGAGGGGGAGAAGUCAUUUUAUUACUUUGGUGAGAGCUUGAGGCAGGCCUUGGCUGAUGACUUGCACCAUAGGCUUUCUUCGAGAUGAUGAUCUGGUGAAAAAGGCAUGGCUUUUGGAGCUUUUGGUUUGAUGUUAGAAUGAAUGUACUACUGUUUGUUUUUUUACUUAUUGUUAUUAGUAGGUAUUACUAUAAGUACAUUUUGAGAAGUUUAACCUGCAA